Messenger RNA from Caenorhabditis bovis, 1128 nucleotides. NCBI's taxonomy places the organism in Eukaryota, Metazoa, Nematoda, Chromadorea, Rhabditida, Rhabditidae. The record is from the annotation of a GenBank genome assembly.
AUGGUUCUCGAAUAUUUCACAGCAUUUAUGAUCAUUACACCUGCCUUUUUAUGGGCAUAUUCUUGGUAUAUUUCAGCGGUCCCAAAAUACUACACAAAAAAUGGUUCGAAACUCCAUAAAAAGGCAUUGAAGAAUCUAAUGCUCUUAAAAGAAAAAUAUCAUCCAAGUUGGUGGUGUCCGUUUGGAACUACUCAAACUAUUGUACGCCAAGUCUUCCGCGACUGUCCAAGUCUUCCAUUUGUGAGAGAGAUCGUUGAGUUCGAAGAUGGCGGUGCUGCCGGAAUCGAUUGGCUUCUUCCAGAAGGAUGCGAUGAUGAGACACCGAUUGUUGUAUUCUUGCCUGGAAUCACCGGAAGUACUCAUGACAGCAGUUAUAUUCUUCACCCAGUUAUUGAAGCAAGAGACAAAGGCUGGAAAUGUCUAGUUGUUAACCCGAGAGGAUUAGGUGGUGUCCGACUUCGCACAACAAAAACUUAUAAUGCUGCGACGCCACACGAUUUCGCAUAUAUUGCGAAAAUGGUGCACGAGAGAUAUCCCAAAGCGAAAAAACUUGGGUGCGGAUUCAGUAUGGGAGGAAUGAUCCUUUGGAAUUAUUUGGCAAUGGUUGGCGAAAAUGCACACUUGGAUGGUGGAAUGAUUAUUUCUUCACCAUGGGACCCAAUGAUUGCUUCAGAUUCUAUCGAGUGUUUCAUUCCACAAUUGAUUUUCAAUAGUUUUAUCGCAAAAAAUUUGGUUAAAGUUGUCAAACCGUAUCGCGAACUCUUCGAAGGAAAAAUUGACUUUGACCAAGUUCUCAAAUGUACAACAGUUCGAGGAUUUGACAAAACAUUCGUGACACCCUUAUUCGGAUAUAAAUGCUAUGAUGAUUAUUAUAGAGAGGCCACCCUAAAUACAAAGGUUCACAAAAUCAGAAGGCCAGUCGUAACACUGAACUCGGUCGAUGAUUAUUUCAGCCCUGUUGAAUGCAUUCCGGUCGAAGAUAUGCUUGAAAGCGAAUAUGUCGUUGGAAUUAUCACUAAUCAUGGAGGCCACACUGCUUUUAUGGAAUCUGCUGAUCCAAACGCCCGAGGAAUGGUCGAGAAACUAUUGUCGCAAUGGGGAAAUCUCAUUUUCCACGACAGUCCAUAA